Molecule: messenger RNA, 1845 nt
Organism: Pteronotus mesoamericanus
Lineage: Eukaryota; Metazoa; Chordata; Mammalia; Chiroptera; Mormoopidae
Product: RNA-binding protein EWS-like
Biological process (GO): regulation of DNA-templated transcription
Cellular component (GO): nucleus
Molecular function (GO): transcription coregulator activity; RNA binding
Source: RefSeq, a predicted model, not a curated record
AUGACACCCACAGAUCACAUCACCUACAGCCAAGCUGCCGCUCAGCAGGGCUACAGCGCUUACUCUGCCAGUCCACUCACGGACAGGCACAGACCACAGACACAGGCAUACAGGCAGCAAAGUUACGGAACCAAUGGACAGCCCACUGAGGUAAGCCACGCCCAGGCUCAGGCCACUGCUACCUAUGGGCAGACAGCUUAUGCAACUUCUGACGGACAGCCUCCCACAGGUUAUGCUGCUCCAACUGCCCCCCGGGCGUACAGUCAGCCUGUCCAGGGGUAUGGCACUAGUGCUUAUGAUACCACCACUGCUACGGUCACUACCACCCAGGCCUCUUAUGCAGCUCAGUCUGCUUAUGGCACCCAGCCUGCUUACCCAGCCUAUGGGCAACAGCCGGCAGCCAUACCAGUCACAGUGCCACCAUCCUAUCCGUGCUGUUCCUCCACACAGCGGACCUGUUCCGUCCAGAAAAGUUACUCUCAGCAGAACACCCAUGGGCAGCCGAGCAGCUAUGGACAGCAGAGUAGCUAUGGUCAACAAAGCAGCUAUGGGCAGCAGCUGCCCACUAGUCACCCCCUGCUCCAAACCGGAUCCUCCAGCCAGGCUCCAGGUCAAUAUCUCCAACAGGGCAGCAGCUACUGGCAGCGGAGUUCAUUCCGACGGGACGACCCCAGGGGCGUGGAUGUUUAUGGGCAGGAGUCUGGAGGAUUUUCCGGACCAGGAGAGAACUGGAGCAUGAGUGGCCCUGAUAACCGGGGCAGAGGGCUAGGGGGACUUGAUGGUGGAGGCAUGAGCAGAGGUGGGCGGGGAGGAGGACUCGGUGGAAUGGGCGCUGGAGAGUGAGGUGGCUGCCAUAAGCCUGGUGGACCCAUGGACCAAGGACAGGGUCUUGAUCUAGGCCCUCCUGUUGAUCCAGAUGAAGACUCUGGCAACAGUGCAAUUUAUGUACAAGGAUUAAAUGACAAUGUGAUUCUAGAUGAUCUGGCAGGCUUCUUCAAGGAGCGUGGAGUUGUUAAGAUGAACAGGAGAACUGGGCAACCCAUGAUCCAUAUCUACUUGGACAAGGAAACAGGAAAACCCAAUGGUGAUGUUCUAGUGUCCUAUGAAGAUCUGUCACCUGCCAUGGCUGCCAUGGAGUGGUUUGAUGGGAAAGAUUUUCAAGGAAGCAAACUUAAGGGUUCUCUUGCUCGAAAGAAGCCUCCAAUGAACAGCAAGUGGCGAGGUACGCAGCCCCCGGAGGGCAGGGGGAUUCCAUCGUCGCUUCGUGGAGGCCCUGGGGGAUCCAUGGGCCGCACGGGAGGCCGUGGAGGAGAGAGAGGAGGCUUCCCCCCAAGAGGACCCCGAGGUUCCCGAGGGAGUCCAUCUGGAGGAGGAAAUGUCCAGCACCGAGCGGGAGACUGGCAGUGCCCCAAUCCGUGGCGUGGAAACCAGAACUUCGCCUGGAGAACAGAAUGCAACCAGUGUAAGGCCCUGAAGCCUGAAGGCUUCCUCUCGCCACCCUUUCCACCUCCAGGUGGUGACCAUGGCAGAAGUGGCCCUGGUGGCAUACGGGGAGGAAGAGAUGGCCUCAUGGACCUGGGUGGUCCUGGUAGCAUGUUCAGAGGUGGCCGAGUCGGAUACAGAGGUGGCUUCCAUGGUGGCUGGGGCAUGGACCAAGGAGGCUUUGGCUGAGGAAGACAAGGUGGCCCUGCGGGUCCUCCUGGACCUUUGACGGAGCAGAUGGGGGGAAGAAGGGGAGAGUGUGGAGGACCUGGAAAAAUGGAUACAGGUGAACACCGGCAGGAAUGCAGAGACCUCGCAGAGCUACAUUGUUCCAUGUUUAUAACGUCGGUCACAACUUUAUGA